GAGGUCAUUACAGGUAUGCGGUGUGCCUCCCUCCCUGUUCAGACAGGCACUGGAGCGGCCCCAGCCCUAGCUAUCAGACAGGGCUCUGUACAGGUAAUCACAACAGAGUGCAGCAACACCUCCAGCAGCAAGCUCCACUCGGGAUAAUGAGCACUUGAAAUCCAAUGAUAUUUGUACUGUAAUUGCCUCUAUAAGAACACCCUCGUUACCAUGGAGUGCAAAGAUGAAGCCAGUGAUACCGACAGUGGCAUUAUCCUCCAGUCAGGCCUUGACAGCCCCACGUACCCCGUGAAAGACACGACCACGCACACCAGAGCGGUGAAACUGCGCCAGCAAUCCCUGGAAGACGAACUGGAGAGCUGCCGGCUGGAACUCCAAAAGCUGUGCAUCCGAGAAGCUGAGCUGACUGGAAUACUGCCCAAAGAAUUCCCUCUGAAGCCUGGGGAGAAAGCGCCCAAUGUGAGGCGGAGGAUCGGGGCAGCUUUCAAACUGGACGAGCUGAGCAUCCUGCAGCAGGGAUCGGACCCCGAGCUGAGCUCUCUGGAGGCGGAGCUUGCCCUGCAGUUUCAGAUCUACGAAGCGGCCCGCAGGCUCUCAUUGGAGGAGAACAUCAGCAGACACAUGAAGAGGAGCCGGCUGAACCAGUGCGAGAAGGAGCAGAAGAAACUGAAGAAGCUGCAGCAGGCUGUGAACGAGCGCCGCGUGAAGGCUGGACACAAGCCACUGCACCCAGGCAGCCAGCUCCGAGACCAGGACCCUCACGGCUCUGAUGACAGCUCUCUGUCUGACGCAGCGCUGCUGGAAGAUGAGGAAGUUCCAUCUCUGACCCCCCACCCUGUGUGUGAGACCUCCUCUCCAGCGGAACCCCCCCCUCACAGCUCCCCACUGCCCCCCACCUGCUCCCAACGCCCGCUUCCCCCUCAGACCCUGGAAGGCCUCAUCCUGGGGCACAGCCCCAGCCUGGAGUACGACCGCUCCCCCAUCCAGAACACCGCCUGGCGGGAGUCCAGCCUCGACCAGCCCUAUGAGAAGCCCAAGAAGACCAACUCCGCCGCAAGCAGCCAGUCCAGUAGCCCGGCUGGGACUCCAGUGUCGACUCCCGUGGAUUUCAGACUGGGAGAUGCUCAGCUAUCGUACCAGUUCAGUCCAGUCAAGAAGCUCCCGCUCAGACACACCCACUCCUCCAGCGCUCCGUCCACUCCAGAGAUGCAGGGGCGCUGGGGUCACUCGCAGUCCGUCAGGCUACCCAGAAGUGACCCUUCCCAUGAUCCUUUGGAAUCCAGAGGGCGGAGCCGGUUUCCUAGGAGACAACCUGCCAACUUCACGAUGACCUCCCAGGACCAACCCUUCCCUCAGCCCAGAAUGAACCUCUCCAACCCCCUGUACCACUCCGGCUCUGAGGACAGCAACUCUGACUGCUCCAUUCCUUCCUGCCGGGAAGGGAUGCCAGAGCUGGUCAGACCGGGGCUCCUACCCUACCCGGGGCCUCCCCAGAACAACUGCUACCCAGGUUUCUACAAGAACCCCCAGAACCACUCCUCACCGAACUUCUACUCACCGCACGGGUACACAGAGGGUGAGAGGGGGUGUCUCGCAGAGAGUGAUCCGAGGAGGGGGUACCUCAUAGAGAGUGAUCUGGGGAGGGGCUGUCUCACAGGGAGUGAUCCGAGGAGGGGGUACCUCACAGAGAGUGAUCUGGGGAGGGGCUGUCUCAGAGAGAGUGAUCUGGGGAGGGGGUACCUCAUAGAGAGUGAUCUGAGGAGAGGGUGUCUUGGAGAGAGUAAUCCGGAGAAGGGGUACCUCACAGAGAGUGAUCCGAGGAGGGGGUGUCUCAGAGAGAGUGAUCUGGGGAGGGGGUGUCUCAGAGAGAGUAAUCCGAGGAAGGGGUACAUUUUGCCCCAGUCUCCCCUGCUGUGGGAUCAGCCCUGCAGGCAGUAUCGUUACGAUGAUGACCCGGUUCCACGGAGGAUGAUGCAGAGGCCCUUCCCCACGCACGUCAGGUUGGCUCGCGCCCCCUCUCUGAAGGAUUACCCCCCAUCCGCCAGCCUGAGAGGGCUACCCAGAGAGGUGGUCUCAGAGGAGCUCCAGUCCUGGCACAUGCGGAGCGUGUUCAAGAGUGUGCGCCCCCGGUCCCUCGACAGGCAAGGCGCCAUCCGGGUCAGAAGCAACACACCAGGCAGGGAGUCUCCGCUCACCAGGCAGCCAGAGCCCCACCAGCAGAGUCCGCAGCGACGCAUCUUGCAGAGAGCUCCGGACGGGACGCCAGUGCAGUGGUACGUGGAGGAAGAGUCUGAAAUCGUCAGUCAGGUUUAGAGACGAGAGACGAGCCCCCCUGACACGAUUCAGGACCCAGUGCAGCCCUAUUGCAGACUUCGCUGUGUGUGGCGUGCAGCACAGGGUUAUUCCGUGUUGCUGUAAAAUGGCUGGAGGAAUCGGACAGUUUAAAAGCAAUGCCAUCGUCUGCCCUGCUGCUGCAGAGUCUGCAGACAUGAGGAAGCUAAUGUCGGAAGUAAAACGAGCUUCUCGGAUGUGGAGGAAGAUUUGAUACAGAACUCCAGCUCCCCUCAUUGCAUCUCUACGCCUUUUUUAAAGCUUGCUAACCAAGGAUUUCAACUCUAUUUUCUUGUCUCUCUCUGUUGUCGCAGUCCUAUCACAGAUGUUCUUCUGUGCUUUAAUUACAUAAGACUUCACUGAACUUGCAACAGGAAGCGAUAAGGCUUUCACAAGGAUGAAGAAGCCAGCUGUUUGCUCAGCAGCUCCAUGAAACCGUGAUCAUGCCUACAGAUGAUUUCAGGCAGAUCAAAACAAACUGUUUAAACGGACAGAAUGCAGCGAGGUCUAAUUGAACUGGGAUCAUUAAAAUCUGGUCACAACCUCGCCUGACUCUGUCCGCUGCUAUUACCCCUAGGAAAGUGUAUACCAGGAUGUUCCGUCUGCAGGAAGUCUGAUAAGGAAUGCGAGAAAACCCCCUUUUAUAAUCUUCAAUAAGCACCGAACGAACGAAGCCAGGGAACAGACUGAACUCGUUUCAAAGUCUUUAUCUGACUGCGACAGGACCAAUAAUAUGGAACGAUAUUAAACUGCUGUAAGAGUUUAAAAGGAUACUCUGGUGUAAAUAAAUACAUGUUGAAAUAGAACAUGCUGGUCAUUGUACGGACAUGUUUGUGUUGGUGAACACUAAGUGUAUUAAUAUAAUAUAUGUUUUGUUGUUUUACUUUGUAAUGAAAUAGUAGUGAUGCUACAGGUAACCUGGCUUCACCUUACAAAAAAAAUACAGAAGUCAGUCAUCUUUUUA
This is a messenger RNA of Polyodon spathula (Mississippi paddlefish), 3295 nucleotides long. Its product is annotated as innate immunity activator protein-like. Bases 211 to 2313 code for a protein of 700 amino acids. Gene Ontology annotation, biological process: adherens junction maintenance; positive regulation of protein ubiquitination. NCBI's taxonomy places the organism in Eukaryota, Metazoa, Chordata, Actinopteri, Acipenseriformes, Polyodontidae. The record is from RefSeq and is a predicted model, not a curated record. The transcript is spliced from 10 exons.